CGAUAUACAUAUAUAGAUAUAUAUAUAUAUAGAGGAAGAGCAGUAGCGCAGAGCUACAUAACGCGCGCGAGAGGGAAAGAGUCGGAGAGUUUUCCCCCCCGGAGCAGAAAAGUGCAUCGAGGCGCGCGAUACAGCAGCCAGUUGGUUGGUGCUCGUCGUCGACGUCGGCUCAACGCACCGACGACUAGACGUUGAAGCAGCAGCAGCAGCAUCAGCAACUAUUUUUACAACGAGGCACGACAACGUAUUAGUUGCUGAGAGAGAGAGAGAGCUGCACGAAGGAAAGAAAGUUCGGUCGAUCUUUGCUGCAGUGUCGUCACACACACGCACAUAAAAAAGUUCAACGCGCACAAGAGAGAGGAAAAAAAUCGGGUAUCUAUUUGUUUUAUUUCAAGAAAAAAAAGUCGGAGUGGCGAGCUUGCGGCGAUCAUGGGAGAACGGUAUCGAUGCAGCAGCAUAACAAGCAGCAGCAGCAGCAGCAGCGUCGAAAUCGAUCUCUGCAGCCGCAAGCGCUGGGCCAAGUAUUGCACUACUGGCAUCAGCUGCAGCAGCAGCUGACCUACAGCCGGCAACUUUGAUUGCUCAACGCGCGAGUACGUUGCACUUUCGGCGGAUCAGGAGCUUGCGGCCAGGGGCCUCGUCGACGAAGCCCAAGCAGCAUCAGCAGCAGCACAAUAGAAAGAGGCCUCGGAGAGGCAUCGGAAAAUUAUAACGACUCUGGCGCACAGUUGAACGGGAUCCUCCUCGCUCAAGCUUCACUGAUCGCGCUUGGGAGAGAGAGCUUUUUUCAUUUUGUUCGCCUACACACGCACACGUACGAGCAGCUUAUAAAGAAGUUACGCGCUGGAUGAUAGACUUCAUUGAGCCAUGCGGACGUAUCGAACCGCAGCAAGCUCGAGCAGGCAUAGCCAGCAGCAGCUUGAGCAGCAUCAGAUACAGAAGCAUCGAUCCACUGAUCAGAGACAGCAGACAAGCGGUCGAGUAGCAGCAGAGAGAGAUGCGGGGCUGGCCAGCCUUCGGCACCGGUAAUCGUCAAGCAGCAACGCGAAGCUCGGCCAGUACUUGCGGCCACAUAAGCAGCAGCAUCAGCAAUUGCGAAGCUCCGCUGCUCACUCUAUGACACAGAGCGCCUCGACUUGUCUUCCUGAUAUCGAGGACGUGAAUCAAUUUGUAAAGGGAAAAAAAAUACGGAAAAACAAACAAACGGACGAAAACGCACGUUUGAUUAAGCCUGACUCGAGAUAGAGACAGUUUAUCGUGUACGCAAUUGUCAUUGCUCUCGGCUCGACGCGGCGCAGUGCAGCAGCAGAAAAUAUAUUUGCCCAUUCGCGUGUAUCCAAAAAUUUCGCUCGCGACACAUUAUUGCAUCAUAACGACCGGCAACUGAGAGUUCUUACACAUAUACAGAUACAUACGCCGAGUAAGAAGCAGCAGCAGCAGAAGCAGAGGGAAGAGCGCGCGCCUGCUUUUAUACCAGGGAGAGAGAGAGAAUAAUCACAACAAUAGUAACCCGCGCGCCAUACCAUGGGACACAUACCGGACGAGAAGCAGAACGGCAAAGCGGCGGGCGGCACUAAGAGGCCCGCAUCACCCAGCGCCUCGGCCAACCUCAACGAGGAGGUUGUCGUCGCCCCGACGGCGCCCGACGGUGGCUGGGGAUGGGCCGUCGUCUUCGCGUCCUUCAUGGUUCAUCUGCUGACCGACGGAGUGACGUACUCGUACGGUCUCUUCCAAAAGGAGUAUGUCAAGCAGUUCGAGGCGUCGCAGCAGGCGGCCUCGUGGGUCGCCUCGCUCCUCGUCGGCGUCACCUACUGCUCGGGGCCGCUCUCGAGCUUCCUCGUGAACAAGUUCGGCUGCCCGGCCGUUACCGUGAUGGGCACGAUCCUCGCCUCGGGCUGCCUCUUCGCCACGGUGUACGCCAAGUCGCUGGUCGUGGUCUACCUGACGGCGGGCAUCGGCACGGGUCUGGGCUUCGGCCUCAUCUACCUGCCGGCCAUAGUCUCGGUCUCGGUGUACUUCGAGAAGUACCGGGCGCUCGCCACGGGCAUCGCCGUCUGCGGCUCGGGCCUCGGCACGGUCGUGUUCGCCCCGCUCAUCAGCGCCCUGCUCGCGGCCUUCGAAAACUACCGCUCGGCCAUGCUCGUGCUCUCGGGCAUCAUCCUCAACUGCAUCAUCUUCGGCCUGAUGUUCAAGCCGCUGAAGCCGAGCAAGGUGGCCGAGUGCGUGCCGCUGCAGGAGUGCAAGGUCAACGGGCUGACGAGCCUGGCCCCGCCCACGCCCAACGCCGAUCGCAAGCUCGAUCGCAGCGCCAGCAUGAACUCGCCGAGGAGCAAGCCCAAGCACCUGGCCAACGGCAACGCCGGAGUCCAGCCGGACUUGCAACAGCAGCAGCAGCUUCAGCAGCAGCAUCAGCAGGACCAGCUGGAGCUGCACAGCAGCAACAACAACGUGCGGCUGGCCCUGAGCCAGCCGAUCCUGGCCGAUCGGCCGCCCAGCGCCGAGCCGUCGCCCUUCCAGCGCAGCAGCGUCUACGGCAGCGGCAUCAUGAAUCGCUCGGACGUGUUUCUGCGCAGCAGCAUAAACAGCAUACGCAAGCGCUCGGGCUCGCUGUCGCGCAGCGAGGAGAACGUGAGACUGAGGGCGUCGCUGCGCAGCCUGCCCAACGGGGCCGGCGGCCACCGCGUCAUACCCGACGUCAUCGACGAGCUCGAGUCCGCCGAGUCCGAGCAGGAGUCCAACAUCGCCAAGCGCAUGCUCAAGUUCACCCUUUUGAGGGACCCCGUCUUCCUCAUCUUCAUGUUCUCGAACUUUUGCACGAGCAUCGGCUACAACGUGCCCUACGUCUUCAUCGAGAAGCUCGCCGAGCAGCACGGAAUGAUGAGCCAAGCGCCCAUGCUCCUGCUCAUCAUCGGCGUCGCCAACACCUUCGGCCGCGUUGUGCUCGGCUACGUGUCCGACAACCCGAGGGUCAAUCGUCUCCUCAUCUACAACAUCUGCUUGACCACCUGUGGUAUCGCCACGGCCAUGAGCCCGUUCUGCGUAAACUUCUACCUGAUGGCGAUCUACGCGGCCAUCUUCGGCUUCACGACCGGCGCCUACGUCGGCCUGACCUCCGUCUGCCUGGUGGAUCUCGUUGGCCUCGACAAGCUCACCAACGCCUUUGGCCUGGUGCUGCUGUCGCAGGGCAUAGCCUCGCUCGCGGGCCCGCCGAUCGCCGGCUUCCUCAUCGACCUGUACAUCAUCGCGGACAUCGCCUUCUACGUGGCCGGCUUCAUGGUCGCCAUCAGCGGUUCCAUGCUCUACGUCAUACCGCCACUACAGAGGCGCGCCGAGGCCAAGCAAGCGCAACAUAAGGUCGAGAUCGACACCAUCGUCUAGGGACGAUUAUUUACCAACGUUUAGUUGGACAAGGCGGACGUGUACGCAUGACUCGCCACCUCCUGUGUUUCAUGCAACAAUUUUUUUUAUUUUUUUUUUUAUUUAAUAUGAAACGACUCACGGUAUGAUUACUCGACUUAUAUAUUGUAUUCUUAGGUUUUUUUACGGCUCUUGAGCAUACGAAAUGCGAUCGGCGAUUCGAAAACAUCAAUGUAAUUGGUGAUUUUUAGUCUUGCCGAAUCGCGUAGUUAGUUUUUAUCUGAACGAACGAAUUGCAGCACUACUUUUUCACUUAUAUGUACCACGUAUACUAUAGGCUAAGUUGCUCGAGGAUGUCAAAUGUAGAAUUAAGCGCGCUGCGAAAUCGCAAUUACCGAGAUUGAUCUAUAAGUUGCCUUAAAAAUUGAAAAUUUCAAAGGUCAAUGGAAACAAUAAACUCAAAAUGUCAGUGAACGUCGGUAAAGAGGCUGCUCUGUACGCGAGAAAAACGAUUAAAAAUCGUGUACUACUCUCGUUAAUGAUUAAGUUUUGUACGAAUCGAAGGCGUGCGUGAGAUUUUGACGCCCACCGCGUUCGGUCGGACGAGUACAUUCAUACGAUGCGGUUGCAGUUUUUAACGCAAAAAACGAAAUUAAUAAUCGUCAACUCGUAUGAGUAUAAUUUUUAAGCGUCUCUUAAUAAGUAACGAAUGCAAUAUAACGCGUCAAAUAUAGCUCGUAAGUAUGUAUCACUUAUACCAGCGAGAUUCGUAUCGUCCAGAUCGAUCUUUCGUUACAAUGUAUUGUAGCCUAUACCCGUAUCAUCGUGACUUUUGAUUAUCUGUCGUAUAUACGUGCGUCAUAUACGUCGAUCUCUUCGCCGAUUAUUAUUAUUAAUUAUUUUGUCAGAGAACUCAUAUUAGCCUGUAACGUCUGAUUUUUUUUAUUCCUACUUUACUAACGAAUAAAACAAGUAAUAUCGUCACGUAGGGCAUAAGUCACGUUAUAAGCGCAAGCUUGCAAUGAUUUCUUUUCGUCGGUUUUUUAUUAAACAAUAUACAUAAUGUAAAGGUGCCUUAACAUAAGUAUAAACUUUUAUAAAUCGAUACUCUUAUCCUUAUGAAUUUAAGUUUUUUUUUGUUUUUAAAUGAAUAUAAUGUAUACAUUAAAUAAGUCUGUGAUACGUAAACGUACAAGGCUUGGAUCCACGAUAUUAAUACCAAUAUGUUAUUUAAAAUCAAAGCGAGCGAAUCGCAAAGGGCCGAGAAAAGUAACUAUUUUUUCACGAAAACAGAGGAGAGAAAAAAUCUAACAAAAUGCCAACUAUAUUAGUAAUUUGCGUACAUGUACAUAGAGUGGUACGGAAAAUACGAAAAAAUAGAAAAAAGAAAAAAAAGAUAGAGAGACGAAGUUUUUUUACUACAGCUGUACAAGGGCCUGUGGUCGAUUAUAAAACACGUCAAUAAUUGCAACGACGACGAUGCAUAAUUGUAUAAGAAUUUAUAAUAUAGAUAUUUAGCGAAAAGACACAAAUACGAGUGCUAUGUAGAGGGUUUGAAUAAACGUAUAAGUUAAUUUUUAACAAAAAA
Molecule: messenger RNA, 4945 nt
Organism: Trichogramma pretiosum
Lineage: Eukaryota; Metazoa; Arthropoda; Insecta; Hymenoptera; Trichogrammatidae
Product: monocarboxylate transporter 7-like
Exons: 5
Coding region: 1525-3378 (617 amino acids)
Biological process (GO): monocarboxylic acid transport; transmembrane transport
Molecular function (GO): monocarboxylic acid transmembrane transporter activity
Source: RefSeq, a predicted model, not a curated record